Messenger RNA from Aspergillus glaucus CBS 516.65, 738 nucleotides. RefSeq lists its product as uncharacterized. The record is from RefSeq and is a predicted model, not a curated record. The transcript has 2 exons. The coding region runs from base 85 to 600 and encodes 171 amino acids. Lineage: Eukaryota; Fungi; Ascomycota; Eurotiomycetes; Eurotiales; Aspergillaceae.
CUCACCAACAACAUCUUCCAACCCUGCUCUGCAAUCGAAUCUUAUUCACUUCUAAUAACUCUACUAUUAAUACCAACCCUCACGAUGCACAUCACUGCCGGUGCCAUGGCCUUCUUUUUGGCCGUGGCCAGUGCCCUGCCCGUGGCCAACCCAGAAGCGCAACCCGAAGCGUCACCUGAUACCACCGCAGCCCAGGUUACUGAGUACAGUGACUAUGGACGGUACGGCGAGUACGGUUCCUACAAACGCGACGAAGGCUCGGCAGAAGUGAGCAAGUAUGAUGAUUAUGGUGACUAUGGAAAGUACGGAGACUACGGCCACUACCGUCGUGACGAUGCUGCUGCCGAAAUUGGCACAUAUGAUGACUACGGCCACUAUCGCCGUGACGAUGCUGCUGCCGAAAUUGGCACAUAUGAUGACUACGGCCACUAUCGCCGUGACGAGGCUGCUGCUCAGGUCAGCAAAUAUGACGACUAUGGAAAGUAUGGAGACUACGGCCACUACCGACGUGGUGACGACGCCGCCGAAGUCAGCAAAUACGACGACUACGGCAAGUAUGGCGACUACGGAAACUACGGAAAAUACACAGAGUACAAGUAAGCAUGUCUACUGAUCGUCAAUGCAAUGAGGGGUGGCUUAGGGUUGCACAAAUGCCUCUUUGGGCUUAUCGCGACUAGUAAAUAAUCAGGAAUGCGGAGGCAUCGUAAGCGGUUUUUUUGUUUUUUUUUUUUUUGUUUU